This is a messenger RNA of Culex pipiens pallens (northern house mosquito), 2571 nucleotides long. RefSeq names its product girdin (gene Girdin). Gene Ontology annotation, biological process: cytoskeleton-dependent intracellular transport; cytoplasmic microtubule organization. Gene Ontology annotation, cellular component: cytoplasm; centrosome. NCBI's taxonomy places the organism in Eukaryota, Metazoa, Arthropoda, Insecta, Diptera, Culicidae. The record is from RefSeq and is a predicted model, not a curated record. Gene Ontology annotation, molecular function: microtubule binding; dynein light intermediate chain binding.
UAGCUUGUGCCUCUUGACGUUUUCCAGAACCCCCCGAUUUGAUGGUGCACUCUCUCUGCUGAAGAGAUAUAGAUUAUGCGUGAUGCGCCCUUGGCGAGAAGGUGUCACUAAACACGUCGUCUCGGUCAUCGUCACCAUCAUCAUCAUGGUCCUUCAAACGCACUUGACCCAGUCCAAUGGCACCUCAUCUCUGUCACAAGUUGCUCCCACGUCGAAUAACCCAUCAACCUUCGGCAUUGAUCUCUCUGAUGUGCAAUACCAGCUUUCAGGGCCAUCGGUCGUCUUCUGCAAACGCCGUGGAAUUCUUAGCGGAAAGCACGGAACGGCUCUUCAUAGCGUGUAUCUCCUAAUAGACCCAACCCCUCGGUAUCAUCUGGACGAAGUCGUGCGAUCCUCUCGGCAGCACCGUGCACUACACAAUUUCACUGCCAUUGUGAAAAACUUGAUCAGUCUGUACGUAGAUAAGUUCAGCCAAACCGUACUGUACUUGCCGGACUGCGCGAUCCUGUCUGAGCAGCCCGCUUCUCACAAAGGAAUUGAGCAAACGAAACUCCUCAUUACGCUGCUUCUCGGUGCAGCAGUCCAGUGCGCUAACCAGGAGAAGCUCAUAAAACGCAUCCAAUCCCUCAACGAGGCAGCGCAAACCUCAAUCAUGACGGUAAUCCGUGAGGUGAUCGAAGGUCAAUCGUUGGUUCUCAACCAGCCAGCUAUGGAAAAUCUGUCGCUCGAUGCCAACGGUAAGCACGUGGUAAGGCUCGUGGAGGAACGGGAUCACUACUGGUCCUUGUGGACGCGUUCGGAAAAGUCAGCAGUGGAAGCGGCUGUGAGCACUGCCGAGAUUGGACGGUUGACAGCAUCGCUAGCGGCAAGCAAGGACCAGAUAAACAAGUUACGCCAAGAAAGCGACGAAGCGGCAGAGUUGCUCAGGAAGCUCAAAACAGAGUUCGAGUGCAAGAACAAGCAAUACCAAGAGCUUAGCGUUAAAAGCCAAGACUGGUACAGCAAAGCCCAAAGAGUUUCCGCGUACCGGGAUGAGGCAGAUGCGCUUCGAGAACGGGCUGAGCGAGCGGAGUAUGCGGAGAAGGAGCUGCGAUCACUUCGUCCGAAGUUAGACAAACUUGACUUUUACUGUAAUCGAGUUAAACAGCUGGAAGAAGACAAAAGUGCGCUGGAAGAAACGAAAAAGCUGGUUGAGGGGCAACUGGACCGACUGCAGCAACGGCAUGAGCAGCUAUCCGAGAUGGAAGCAGAGACUGAGCGGUAUCGACACGAGAUAACCAACAUGUCCCAGAUGCUUACCACGGCCAACAAUCAAAUCAAGGAGUUGAUCGAAGAAAACGCAGCACUUCAGUUAUCUGUACCGAGUUCGACGGCGGAGAAGGUGGAUUUCAACGAACACCAACCAUUUGCCAGAAACAGCCUGUCCGAUCAGCUAACGAGCCACGUCAAGUCUAAAAACAUCAAAUUGGAGCUGGAGAACCGUCGUUUGCAAGCUGAUCUCGAAUGCCUGCAGCAAUCACCGAGCAAGAACAGUGCUAAGGAUCUGCAGUUCGAAGAAAGGCUGAAGACUAUGAAAAUGGAAAACUCUCAACUAGCGAGCAGCCGAAACUCGCUCCAGCGACAGCUGGAACUGGUAAAACAGGACCUCGAAACUCUACAGCGACUUCACGCACAACUUAACGACGAUAAGGCGGUGCUCGGAAGCUCGGUCGAAGAACUCAAAGUCUACAACCGCUCUCUGAAAGAUCAUGUUCAAAAACAAUCUAAUGAAAUGAACUUGAUGGAGCAGAAAAUGGCAACCUUGACAGUGGAGCACACCGAGCUACAAGACGACUUCCAGCACAUUUUCCAGGAAAACGAUCAACUCAAGAGUACCAACAACUCGCUGGUGCGCCAAAUUAUGGACCUCGAGGUCGAACUCAAACACAAACUGGAACGCAUAGCGGCCUUGGAGGCAGAACACGCAACCGUUUAUCAGAGGUGUGAGAUGCUUUACAGCAUGAACACCAGAUUAGACAACGAGAAACGUGCCGAAAGGGAACAGUAUUCCAAUCUGCUGAAUCAGUAUAACCAACUCAUGGCGGACUCUCUGGACGACACAAAACACUUCCACGAGAACGAAAAGAUGUACAUGGAAAAAAUCAACGAGCUGCAACGGCUAAAGGAGAAACUGGAGGAGAAAAUCCUUGCUUUCUACGGAAAAGGGAACAAUAGCACACCUAGCAAGAAAAGCAAGAAAAACCCCCUCAGCGCCUUCACCUUCAGCAACCUGCGCAAAAGCCUCAUGAAGAGCACUCCGGAAAAGGAAAAACCCAAAGCCACCGAACAAUCGGACAAGGAGACGCCGGAUGCGGGCAGCAUCGAGUCGGACGCCAGCUCGGACGAGGUCUUCCUCAACCAGCUGCCAUCGGAACGGGAAGACAGUGAUUUCGAAGGAGACUACGUCAAUCUGCGAAAUUACGGAGCGCGCCGAAGUUUGAUGCCGGAACUUAAAUACCAGCCAAAAAAGCCUGCUCGGUCCAGUCUACCUGGAUAAACCUGAAGCUGGUCAAUUUAUUGUUAAAAUAUAGU